CAUUUAAAAUCCCACCUCACAUGUAAAUCACUGCACAGGGAAACGUGGUUUAGAUGCAAUAAGCUGUUUUAUAUUCAGUUCGGAUGAUUAAGAAUUUAAAACAGUGACGUCAAAGUCAUUGCUUUUAAAUCUUUGCAUAUUUGAAUACGCCGUGAUCGUGCACGUGAAGCAGUGACAUGCACCCUCUGCGUUUUGUCCCAAAGCCUGGGUGAUUAAAAUGAAGGUUGGAUUAGGAUGAAGUUGAAGAGAAACACGUGUACACGAGAAAAAAACACACUGGCCUUGUAGUCUACUCCCGAGUCUUGGGAUGUAAAUUCGGGUCCCUCACCACUAGUGGAGCGUCGGGGGAACUGCAGGCACAACUGAAAUCCAGCUGUGGGGCUGUAAACUGAAAUCGACUCGUGUUGAAACGUGUGUCCUCGUUACAGAAAACUGCCUCGACGAGCAGCGGGACGUUUAUCCAAACCAAAGCUCUGAUGUGGAACAAUCCAUUAAAUGCUCAUUAGAAAGAAACAUUUAACGCAUGAAUAAUGCAUUCGCCCGGUGGCACAGCCAGACCGCUCGCAUCACGUCAUGCAACGGCGGCCAACUUUGUUGCCCACGUGAGCAGUGGGCUUCCCGCACCGCUCGCUCGUCGUACGUGUGACUGCGCACGCGCUCGUAUCAAUGCGCCACGCUUCAGUGGCGCUCCGGAGGGGAUAAGUGGGAGUGGGAGCGCGGAGCGGCGACACUAGUGAGGGAGCUUCGGUCGUAGUAAGUCGUCGCUAGGAACCAGGAGGCAUCACCGCCGAGGUCCGCUGCACCUGCUGCAACUUGCUGCCCCACGGCGCCAGCAUCCUCCAUGUCCAGCGGCUUAACGAUGGACCACACUCUCCUGCCUCGGUCUUUAUGGGCCGGUGACAGUAAAUUCCUCCAGCAUCCAGCCGACGUCUACUCCACGGUGACAGUUACGCGCAGCAUCGCCGCGGACACGUGCUUCGGUCCGUGCCUGCUCCAGAACACCUUCUACGACACCAUCGCCUUCAUCGCGCAGAAAUCGUGCGACAGGAGGGCGAAAGCCUACGUGUUCCGGGUGGACCCCGACGCCAUGCGUAAUUCUGAGCUGGUGCUGUCGUGGCUGCGGCUUGUGCAGGCUGCGCGCAAUGAAGAGGAGCAGAAUAUAGAGGCCUUCCUACAGGCGGGACAGCUGUACGUGCGGACCACCCGGGAAAUCCGGCAGGAGGAAGAGCUGCUCAUAUGGUACGACCACGAGCUGUCUCAUCUGCUGGGCUUCACGGACAUUACAAGAGGAACGGAUGACGAACUCAAAUGUGGCAGAUGUAACCAGGUCUUCAGGAACGAGUAUCCUUUCCUCGCCCACUGCCGAUUCCUGUGCACCCAAGUGAGAAGUGACGCCUGGAGCCGCGACGUUCACAGACACAAGCAUGUGGAAGUUAAGAGGCAAUACCGAGUGACCGAUUUUCACAACAUCGCCAGAGAUUUGGAGCACAAGAGGUCUGGCAACAACGAUGACGCAGAGAUUCCCCCCAAAAGACGGAAAUGCGAGGAAAGUGUUUAUCCCAAAGGGCGGAAAACGGUUCUUCUUGAAAAAACUAAUAUUUCAAAUGACGACAAUAUAACACAACUGAAUAAAGCCCACGACCAGACACCAGAAGACGCGUCGUCUUCUAUGAGCAAAUCAAAAACCGAUAAGAGCAAUUUGGACCAUUUGGGAUCUAAGAGUGAGGCUUUUUCGGAAGUAGCGGAACCCAAACGGACUUUUACGCACGGCGGAGAGACGAGUGCACGACCGGAACCCAGGGCGCCCUCCGGCAUGCACAAAAGCAUCAACAGCGCGUUUUCCCUCGUGCUGUCCCACGCGCCGGGUGAGCAAAAAAGCGCAUUCUGUAAGCCGAGCAGGAGAACUUCCUCGGACCCCCCCGCACACCUCGGCACCGCUGCCACAGCCCCCUCCAGCCGCCUAGAGGACAUAGCCGACGCGUUUGCCUCCAGGACUGUAAUGGGAUACAGCAAUCUGAUGGCGUCCAACAUCCUCAGCGGCGACCUACCGGCCAUAACGUCCCCGGUAGCGUUGAACAACGCUUUCCAUUACGCACCGGAGCACUGGUCCAGGAACAGCGGCGCUCAGCUGACGACCGCGUCCUCCCUCGCCGUCCUCCCGCCGACGUUCGCGUCGUUCGGCGUGUCGGUGCAGAACUGGUGCGCCAAAUGCAACCUGUCCUUCCGCAUGACCUCUGACCUCGUCUUCCACAUGCGCUCUCAUCACAAGAAGGAGUUCGCGGCGGAGUCCCACGUGAGGAGGAGGCGGGAGGAGAAACUCACCUGCCCGAUUUGCCACGAGUACUUCCGCGAACGCCACCACCUGUCCAGGCAUAUGACCUCCCAUAACUGAGACAAGAGGGAAAUAACCUAUUUUUUAUUCCAAAUAAUACUCGUAUUUAACAUGUUUUACCCCAGACGGACUUUUUGUAACUCUGAAUGUAGGUAAUAAAGAAAUAGGGCAAGACGGACGGACCCUGUCACACCCUGUCCACUAGAUGACGAUAGAGACACGUGCGAGCGCGUGUCACUGCGGCGUGUCUGUGCUCGACUGUAAGUGAGGUUGAGGGUGAUUGUUGUGCCUUUUGGACUGGAGCUCAGAAGAGACGAGAGACAGACGCAGCUCAUGAUUGUCAUUAUUAUCUCCACGUACCUAUCUUUGCUCUAGUUUGUAUAGAACAUAUUAAAUGAGUGUGUUUGCACAUUGGUUUUAAAACGGAUGAUUAUGACGAACGUGUCCAAUGUGUUGUUCUGCGUCGUCCAAGGGUGUCGGUUUGCUGUGUUCCAACAGGUGGCGCCUUCCACCAACCGUUCUGUUCAGCUGUACGCACACUCCUCUGCUUUGUAAUUAGACGGAAAUGAACGAUAAGUCGAAUUUAUAGAAAGAUCAAGUAGAGAUCUAGUUUCAUUCAUCUACGGUUCUGGAUCAAUUCCACACAAACCCAACCGCUGGUGAUUUGCUGUUUCUCCUCUACGUCCCGUGGGUCAGUCUGCGGACAGGUGGACAUAAAUAGCCGUCUGUGUUGCAGGUAAAUGGGGCGGAAGGAAGGCAGGAAGUUCAUGAGAAAGUCGAGCUCGACCCCGUUGAGUCUCUCUGCAACAUAGGCAGGAAUGGAAACCUGGAAACCCACCCAUGCUAUUGUUGCGCAGUGUGAAUGUGAGUAAAACCCUUUAUCCUG
Messenger RNA from Betta splendens (Siamese fighting fish), 3218 nucleotides. RefSeq names its product PR domain containing 8 (gene znf488). Gene Ontology annotation, biological process: regulation of DNA-templated transcription. Gene Ontology annotation, molecular function: protein binding. The record is from RefSeq and is a predicted model, not a curated record. The coding region runs from base 842 to 2392 and encodes 516 amino acids. The transcript has 4 exons. Lineage: Eukaryota; Metazoa; Chordata; Actinopteri; Anabantiformes; Osphronemidae. Gene Ontology annotation, cellular component: nucleus.